GAAACGGUGUGAUUCUGGCCCAAGCCACCUUGGACGCCUCUCCCGUCUGAAGAGUAUGAAAUCCGCGAGCGUUCUAAACGUGGAAGCGUCUUAUCUGCGCUAGGCGAGCUUGAGAAGAGCUGAGAAGCGCCGAGGCCCUCGCAUAUUGAGGAAAUCGUCCCAAGAGUUUCGACGAUACGCUCAGAGCCUCGCUUCCGCUGUCGAUGCCGCUCUUUGGUGCUUUUCUUAGAAACAUCCAGCGGAGAAUUUUAUCUCGUCUCAACCGCCUCGUGCCAGUUCCGCCGAGGCAAUUCAAAUCACGGCCAUGGCGUUUGUCGCAGCCGCGCACCAUCGCCAGCAGCGAGUCGUGAGAUAUCGCAAAGAGCACCAACAAGACUGAAGAUACAAAAGCCUCAUCUACCAGAGCUCAUCCGCCCGUCACAGCAAUGGACUCAUCACCACCACCACCUCACCCACUCGGGCUUUUGAACACACUAGAAGAAGCCACCGUCGACGUUCCCUCCACAAGCUGCACUCACGACAACAGCAAAAUGACCGUCGACAUCCGUGCCGACGCCGACGCCGACGCCCUCACACCGGCGCAGCUGCACGCCCUCUUCGACAUCCUGACGCACUACCAGGCGUACAGCGAGAUCCGCGACUUCAGGGAUCCCAAAACCAUAUCCGAGUAUGGCGAGCCCUUCGUGCGCGGCGACGGUAGGCCCGCGCCCCGUUCCGCAGCUCCAGUGCUGCAGCAUCUCGUCAUGACCUUUGGGCUGCCCUUCGUCGGCGUCCGCAACUUGUCCCAGGACUUCUGGAGCGUGGAGUUGCAGGGCGUCCUCGGCAGCUUUGCCGAGGCCAACCUGUCCGAGAGCUACGACAAAGGCGCUGUGGGUGCUAGGAGAACCCUCAGCACCAUCGCGUCAUCUGUCAUCGAGUCCGCCACGCGGGGCUGCCUGGGAGGCCACGCCAAGCACGUCCGCAUCGGCGGGCAGCUGCGGCAGACCAGCUACGACAUGGCCAGCGCCGCGUCGCUCCAGAAGGCCUGGGAUGACCUCCUGCAGGGGCUUGUGUACGGCGACCUCAUCGACGAGCUGGUCGACUGGGAGAUUGAGAACGAGGACCUCGAGGCGCACUCGCCGGUCGCAGAGGCUGCAGUGCGCUACAUAAUAUUGCACCUGGCAGCGGUCAUGCACCAGAUAUUCGUGGUCUCGCCAGAGGGCCAGUACCUCGUCAAGAUGAUCGAGAACCUCCACAAGCUUCUGCCGUACUCCAUGAUAAGGCAGACGCUGCGGCUGGCCAACGCGGCCACCAUGAUCAACGGCCUCGUGACGCUUCUCCUAGGGAAAUUUAGCAUAGGCUCCAUCUCCAACUGGAUCGGCGCGACGACUGAUGCCGACGACGGCCUUACUCUGCUUCAAAGAAUCGUCUCCAUGAUUCUUUCGUGGGACAGCGUGGACUUCAAAAAGGCAGCAGAGAAGGUCAAAAAGUCACUGGCCGGUCCCUCCAAGGCAGAGCUCGCAGCAAUCGAGGAGCACCUUUCCAGGCCGAGGGAAGAACAAGAGCGCAUCCGCACCAUAAGCAUCAUGAAGAAGCAGUCCAUCGUCAUGGCCAUCCUGGAGAUGGCGGACCCCAACCUGGCGGCCGACCUGCUCGAGGGCGGCCCGGAGAGGCACGCGGCGCUGCUCGAGUACUACUCGGCGCGACUGUCGAUGCGGGACCGCGACGAGAUCGCGCGCGUGCUGUGCAGGUCGCGGCCGGACCUGCCGACGCGGCUGCUGCGCGACGUGGUGGCGGCGUGCGACCCCCUCAUCCGCGAGAUGCACGCAAAGGUGCCGCUGCACGAGCACAUGGUCGACCUGGAGAGCUUCGUCACCGAGCUCAUCGAGACGUGCCGGGGCAAGAGGCCAGCGGCGGCGGCGGCGUCCGGGACGGCGACGCCCGGGCAGCCGCCGUCGGUCACCGACUUUGUCGACCUGAUGCAGCGCAAUAAACACAUGCUGUACAAGUUCCUGCACCACGUGGCCAAGGGCUGCCCGGAGAUGCGCGAGGAGUUCCGCGACUGGUGCAACAACUCCAUCAAGGAGUUCCGCGUCGCGUCGCCAGAGGCCGCCAGAGGCCAACAUGUCAACUGGACGGUCGCGGCAACAGCUGCACUCGCAGAGUCGGGGAUAAGCGUUGCAAGGCCGUCAGCGAAAAACGGUCACGAUCGAGCAGGCGGCGCAGGAGCCAUGUCUGCAGCCCUCCAAGCCAUGUUCGCCGCGCUGCCGCCGGCGACGAAAGCCGAGGUCGCGCCGCUUCUAGAAAGGCACGAGAUGUACCUGGAGAUCCUCGACGAGCAGUCGUCCAGGCGGAUGCAGGCCGUGCUGGACGACAUGAAAGGCUCCAGGCGGAGCAGUAGCAGCAGCAGCAGGGCCAGCGACAAGAGCGGCGGGGGCAGCAACGGCGGCAGCAGGGGCAGCCUUUGGAGCAGAAAGAAGAACGGGAACGGCGGUGGCGCCGCACAGCCCGCCGUCGUCGUCCUCGGCGCGCAGUCGGGCCCCGGCCGCUCGCUGGUGCGGUGGCGGGACCUCAUGGACGAGGCGCUGAUUACGGCCUCGGCGCCUAUCAGAGGACCGGUGCGGCGCGGGCGGGACGUCAGAGGCGCCACGGCCGCGGGCAAGUCCGCGACGGGCGGCAAGGUCAAGGACGGCAACAAGGGCGCGUCACAGGAUCUCGCCGAACGGCUGGAACACAUCAGGCUCGGGCAGGACGACGAGGCGCGCGGGGGCUACCGGGAGGCGCCUGAUGUGACGCUCGUCGUCGAGGCCCUGGGCCCGCUGUUCAAAGAGAUGUUACAGAAUGCGAGCGAGCGCCAGGUGGACAGCAAUAGCGAGAAACCUAUUGCGUAAAGGGGUGAGCUUUUAGGCUGGAAUCUCAUGUGAGGACAGCUAGGGUCUCGGUUGGUGCGCUUUGGAAGAUUGUUUAACGUGUUGUAUCUCUCUCUCUAUGUCUCUCUCUUUCUCUCGCGGCAUUUUUGGGUCAGUUGUGAUCAUGGCGUCUUCUUCAAACUUUGCGGAUGAAGAAACUUUUAACAUUCACAGCCAACCUUUUAGUCAAAUUCCUAUUCUACAAGUCGGCGCUGACGCUGAAACUUUAUGCCUGAUCAAGUUUAGCCCCUG
Gaeumannomyces tritici R3-111a-1 is the source of this 3140-nucleotide messenger RNA. RefSeq lists its product as hypothetical. The record is from RefSeq and is a predicted model, not a curated record. NCBI's taxonomy places the organism in Eukaryota, Fungi, Ascomycota, Sordariomycetes, Magnaporthales, Magnaporthaceae. The coding region runs from base 426 to 2870 and encodes 814 amino acids. The transcript has 2 exons. Gene Ontology annotation, molecular function: phosphatidylinositol binding.